Molecule: messenger RNA, 1857 nt
Organism: Planococcus citri (citrus mealybug)
Lineage: Eukaryota; Metazoa; Arthropoda; Insecta; Hemiptera; Pseudococcidae
Product: esterase E4-like
Exons: 10
Coding region: 151-1758 (535 amino acids)
Molecular function (GO): serine hydrolase activity
Source: RefSeq, a predicted model, not a curated record
GCUAAAUUAUCGUUACAUACGAGUAAUGUUCGAAUGUCUUCAUAACUCAACUUUGCAAGUUUUAAAAAUGAAAUUUUUUUGUUGAAAAAAUGCACCCUGUACAGUUGACUAAUCAAAAGCACUACCAUUUAAUUUUUCGAGCACGAAAAAAUGUCCGAGAGAGUGAUUGUAACCGUGAAUGAAGGUAGGGUUCGAGGAAUCAAACAAACGUCUCAUUAUUCCAGUACCGAGUAUUAUUCUUUUUUCGCAGUUCCCUAUGGACAGCCUCCAGAAAACCAUCUCAGAUUCAAGGAUCCUGUAAAAGUUAAACCCUGGAAAAAUAUUUACGAAGCGACCGUAGAGAAACAAGGAUGUGCGCAGUUUUCGCAUCAAACUUAUCAGUUGUUGGGUACAGAGGAUUGCCUGUAUUCGAACAUACACACUCCGAAACUCCCCAAAAAAGGAGACCCACUUAAACCUGUGAUUGUCAACAUACAUCCAGGAGCUUUUGUUUAUGGAUCACCUGAUCCUAAUCAAUAUGGAAAUCCUGCUUUUAUCAUGAAUCGUGAUGUGGUCUACGUAGGUAUAGCAUACAGGUUGCAUAUUCUAGGAUUUUUAAACCUACGCAUGAAGGAGUGCUCGGGAAACCAGGGAAUUAAAGAUAUCAUCUUGGGACUCGAAUGGAUCAAAUCAAAUAUACAUUUCUUUGGUGGCGAUCCAGACAACAUAACUCUACUUGGAAGCAGCAGUGGUGGUAUUGUAAUCCAGAUGUUGAUGGUAUCUCCUAGAUCCCAAGGUUUAUUUCACAAAGUGGUGGUAAUGGGAUGCUACCUAUUUAGUCCUGUGUUACCAUUUGAGGAAGAGAACUCCCAUUACGCGGUCAAAAUUUCCCAAGAACUAGGUUUCAACUCUAGUGAUGACGAUUUCAAAAAAAUUCUAACAUUUUUGAGAAAAAUACCAGCACAAAUACUUGUUCAACAAACCAAGAAACAUGACCGAGCCAAUUACGCGAAACAAGCAGCAAUAUUUCCCACUUGUGUUUUCCUACCAACACUCGACUAUGGAGAUAAGGCAGUGUUACCAGAGCAUCCUAGAAAACUGCUCCAGUCUUCUAUGAAAAUACCAGUCUUAUUUGGAAUCACUGAACGAGAAUCUGUGAUGGGAUUCUGCAGAGGAGAUUUGGUGCUAGGAACACAUCUCCACUUCGCUAAUUCCUAUUGCCAAAAUUCUAUGGGUUGGGGAUACCACUUGAGUGAGGAGCAGGUGCAAGAAAAUUAUGAAAAAAUCAAGUCAUUUUAUCAACUCAGUAAUCCUAUUGAAAAUGUCAAGCUAUCGUUGAAAGUUGACGUUCAAACUGAUGCAGCCUUUUCUGACAUUUAUGAUACGAUGAUCGAUUUCGUAGCCCCUUCGGCUACUUAUGUUUAUAAAUUCGAAUUCGAAGGUGAAAUAAAAUCAACCAAAGAUACCAUCGAAGUGUUACUAAGGGAGUCACUGCCAGGAAGUUUCCAUGGGAGUGACUUCAGUUACUGGAAUUACGUCAGCGAUCCUUUGAAUAAAGAGACCCAACAAAUGGUCGAACAUUUUACCAAAUUCAUUUCCGCUUUUGCAAAAUCUGGGGACCCAAAUUAUGAAAAUUGUCCCGUAAAAUGGAUCCCAUCGACUCCAGAAACACCUCGUUAUUUGAGUAUUAAUAGUACCAUGAGAAUGGUCGAUGGUAGACUGAAUCAUGCUCGAUUUAUAUUCUGGGAUACUCUGAAGAAAUAUUCACAGAACAAAUGAAUGCAUGAAGAUAUUUGCACGUGAUCUAAAAUAAUAGUCUAUAAUUUUGGAAAAUAAAUUUGUUUUUCUUUUUUAUAAUGAAAUGAAUUUGAAAUCUUG